Messenger RNA from Spinacia oleracea (spinach), 4144 nucleotides. RefSeq names its product putative disease resistance protein RGA3. Gene Ontology annotation, molecular function: ADP binding. Bases 237 to 3857 code for a protein of 1206 amino acids. The transcript is spliced from 3 exons. Lineage: Eukaryota; Viridiplantae; Streptophyta; Magnoliopsida; Caryophyllales; Amaranthaceae. The record is from RefSeq and is a predicted model, not a curated record.
GACUUGUCUGUCCAUCACUGGUGUAAAUUUCCCCAAAACAAGUAGAAAUUUGUCGUAAGGGAUGCUUUAGCCGCCUUUGGCCCACCUGUUCUCUCAACUUCCAAGCUCCACCUUACAUCAUUGAAACUACUCCUACUAAUUAAUCACCCAUAACACAAAGAUACUACUAAAAAGUUCACUUUUCUUGAUCUAACUAUCAUCUAUGGUGUGAACGAGCUACUAAUAAUUAAUCUAAGAUGAUGGAGGCUCUUUAUGUUGAGGCAGCUAAGGCAAUAACAAAGCUGGUGGUUACACGUCCAGUGGAGCAGGCAAAGCUAGCUUGGGGAAUCAAGCACCAGUUCGAGAAGUUGAGAGAUGAAUUCACUUACAUCCAAGCUUUUCUCCAAGACAAUGAGAGGUUGAACAAAAAAUAUAGAGGAGAUAGCCAAAUUGUGAAUGCUUGGCUCAGAAAAGUCAUGAAUUUGGCUUACUUAGCAGAUGAUGUAAUGGAUGAUUAUGCCUAUGAAAUUCUUCGUAGGAGAUCAAGUUCAUGGGAAUUAAAGAGCAACAACAACAAUUAUCGACCAGGGAGGAAGGCACUAGCUCUCAUAAAGCUCAAGAAGCGAUCAUUCAAGAUCAAAUGCCGUAACUAUUCAACUCUCUCUGAUUCUAAUCCUUUGGCUUUCAGCUUUAGGAUGUCUAGAAAAGUCAAACAUAUUCUUCUGUCUUUUGAUGACUUGUACAAGGAUGCUAAAAAGCUUGGUAUUAGGCCAGCAGAGAUGGCAGCUGAUGAUGUAAGAGGAGUUAGUGACAAAGGAAUAAUAAAGAGAAACAUCGACAACUGCUUGGAUGAAGUUCGUGAAUUAGCAGUUGCACACAGGCUUGAAUUUGUAGGGAGGCAACGUGAUAAAAAAGAGCUCACAACUUUGCUUUGUGAUCAUAACAACGACGAGGAGGUCUCAACCAUUGCCAUCGUUGGUAUGGGAGGUCUUGGUAAAACAACAUUGGCGAGACAACUGUAUGAAUAUGAAGCAAUUACCGGACAUUUUACAGAAAGGUUUUGGAUCUGCAUAUCUGAUAACUUCACUGUGAAGAGGGUUUUGUGUGUGAUGUUCGAAAAACUUACAGGAGGGAAAUGUGAACUGUCAAAUACAGAGGAUAUUAUAGAAAGGGUUCAACAACUUGUAAAAGGCAAACGAUACUUGCUUGUGCUUGAUGAUGUAUGGGAUCAAAAUCAAAACAAAUGGAAUUCUUUCAAGAACUCCUUGAGAAGAAUAAGAGGUACCACAGGAAGCAUGAUUUUGGUUACAACUCGCAACAAAGACAUUGCAAGAAUGACACAGAGCCGAUAUAUGCACCAGCUAACGGGGCUCUCUGAUGAAGAAAGCUGGGCUUUCUUUGUUCAGAAGGCUUUCCCGAAAGGCAUAGCAACAUUUGACCCAGGACUAGAGGAAAUUGGGAGAAAGAUAGUGAACAAUUGCAAGGGGUUGCCAUUAGCAAUAAAUGUCAUAGGGGGCUUAUUACGAACGAAGACAGAUCUGUGUGAAUGGAAAUCUAUUGAAAAGAGCGCAAUGUGGAAUCUUCCCCAAGAAAACAAUGAUAUCCUACCAUCCUUAUUACUGAGUUUCAACUAUUUGUCUUCUCCCUCUUUAAAACAAUGUUUUGCUUAUUGUGCUAUAUAUCCAAAGGAAGUCCUCAUAGAUCGAGAAGAUUUAAUCAAUCUCUGGAAUGCUCAGGGUUUCCUUCAUUGUCAAUCAGAAGAAAGAAACUUGACACCUGAGGAACUUGGAGGAAAAUACGUUGAUAUACUGUUUAACAAUUCGCUUUUACAAGCAGAGACACGGCGUUCUUUUGAUGGUGAAGUUACAGAAUAUCGAAUGCAUUAUUUGGUGCAUGAUAUGGCUCUUUACAUCUCUAGACAUGAUUGGAUGAUCUGGAAGGGGGUAGAAAGGGUCAGUAAUCCUUCUGGUGGUCGGCAUCUAGCCAUAUUUCCCGAAGAUGAUGUCAUAACCUCAGAAGCUCCAGCAGAAAAAAUGGCAUGGUUACGGACUCUACAUUCUACCAUUAGCUUACCUAUGGAUCUUUUGGUGCACACCAAAAACUUGCGUGUCCUAAAAUUAGCUUCAACUGGUCUAAAGAAAGUGUCUCCUGCUAUUGGUAGGCUCAGUCAUUUAAGAUAUGUUGACCUGUCACAUAAUCCAAUAGUUAUGCUUCCAGAGUCAAUUACAAGCCUUUACCAUCUGCAAACGCUUAGAGUUUUCGGUUACAAGCUCAGGGAAUUACCUCAAAGGUUGUAUAGGUUAGUCAACUUAAGACACCUACAUCUUACAUCCCGUUCAUGGUGCCUGCCUAGAGGGAUUGAACGGUUAAAAGCACUCCAGACGCUACCAAUGCUUGAGUUAAAUGAAGGCAGCGGAUGGGAAAUUGGUGAAUUGGAAGCUUUGGGUGUCAUUAAUGGCCUCUUAUCUAUCUCUGGACUUGAACAUGUGAAGAACAAGGGAGAAGCUGAGAAAGCUAGCAUUUUCAAAAAACUGGGCAUUUCAGAGAUGCAACUAAUUUGGGGCUGGGGAAGGGCUAACAAUCACCUAGAUGUGCUAGAUGCUCUUCAGCCACCCCCAAAUUUAAAACUGCUCAUGAUAACAGGUUAUGAUGGUCCAAAUUUUCCUCCAUGGAUGAUGAGUAUGAUGACUUUCAGUGAAACUAGUGGCCCAAGACCAUUCAAUAAUCUGGUGCAUAUUGAAUUACUAUAUUGCAGAAGCUGCCAACAACUCCCUGUGUUGGGUCAUCUACCAUGCCUUAGGGAUCUGUCUAUGUACUCUAUGUGGUCUGUCGCAGCUAUAGGGGAUGAAUUUUAUCAUUCUAGUAAUGAUACUGAAGAGCGAGCUCCAGCAUUAUUUCCAGCCUUGAGAAAACUUAAUAUAGUUAGCUUUGAAAACUUAACGAAUUGGGAACCCCCACUAAGUCGCGUAUUGGGAACAGUCACUACACUUGCCACAUUAGCCUUUCCCUUGCUUGAAUUGCUAAGGAUUGAGCACUGUGACAAACUGGUCCAGACUCCAACCAACUUCCCUUCUCUAAGGCAUUUAUGGGUUAAGAGUAUCAGAGGUCCAGCAGUGUACAAUGUUAUAAGUGGGAUUAGUAAUGCACUUACCUCACUCAAUAUCGAUGAGGCACCAGAGUUAUCCAGGCUACCUGAUGAGCUGAUUGAUUCCAAGAGUCUUGAGGAAUUGACUUUACGUUGUUGUCCUGAUCUGCAAUCUUUGCCUGACAGACUGGGAACCCAGCUUACUUCCCUACUUCGCUUGUCCAUUGUUGAAUGUCCGGAGCUGAGAAAGAUACCAGCCAGCAUGGGGGAUUGCCUCUCUUUGAAGAAACUGUGCAUACGUGAUUGCCAUAAUUUGGAAGGUAUACCGGAUUUGAGCCAACUGAUUCAUAUUGAAGAUAUAGAGAUUAAUGGAUGCGGAAAACUGACUUGCCUACCAAGAGGGCUUCAAAUCCUUCCUUGCCUCAACUCUUUGUCCAUUGGAGGGUUUAAGUCCUUAGAUACUGAGUCCACAAGCUCCGUCACAUCUCAACUUCUAUUUCCAGCACUCAAAUUGUUGAGGAUUAUCAACGAUGACAGUACAGAGCAAGUACCAGAAUGGAUUGGAAACCUCUCAUUGCUGCAGAAGUUGGAGCUAAAGUUGUGCAAGAAUUUGAUUCAUUUACCUUCACAUGAUGUCAUCCUGAGGAUGACUAGAUUGAGAGCACUUGUUAUAAAAUCCUGCCCAUUAUUGCAGGAAAGAUGUGCAAAGGACAAUGGGCCCGAGUGGGACAAAAUCUCCCACAUCCGUCUCGUUAGAGUCAAUUCACAGACAAUCCAAGAAAUAUCUGCAUAAGUUUGACCCUGCUGGACUCCUGAUUUCUCUAGUUCCGACAUGAAGUUGGUCAGCAAUCAGCAUUAUGUGUUUUAGGCUUUGCGCGGGAAGAGGAAGUGGUGUUCUUGGCUUUCCGUUCGUCAAGACCGGGAGUGAGUGAAUGAAAAGGAGUCCAACAACUGUCCAAGGGAGUCCCAAGGGCUCUUAGAGCAUCUCCAAUGAUUAGCUAAUAUCACCGUAGUUUGGUAUGCCACAUUAAUUUGUCAAGUAACAUUAUUUUCUAGCUAACAUGCUCCAAUGGUUGGUAA